Syzygium oleosum is the source of this 1683-nucleotide messenger RNA. RefSeq names its product sirohydrochlorin ferrochelatase, chloroplastic. The transcript has 6 exons. The record is from RefSeq and is a predicted model, not a curated record. The coding region runs from base 298 to 966 and encodes 222 amino acids. Gene Ontology annotation, molecular function: lyase activity. NCBI's taxonomy places the organism in Eukaryota, Viridiplantae, Streptophyta, Magnoliopsida, Myrtales, Myrtaceae.
GAUUUGCUUAGGCGUUCCUCGUCAAUCAGUCAACUGUUCCCUAUCCUUUUUGUUGGGUUUUUUCGCCAUCUUUAUGGUUCAUUUUCGAGCAUAGACGAUGAAUGCGUGCACAGGCUGGACGUGUAAUGGAAUGUCGCGGCAUCUUUGUUCUUUCGUAGGACAUUCGAAGAGAUGGGCAUUCUUGAAAGGCAGGAAUUAGUUGGGCAUGUCAGCACUGAGGCAGAUGAGAAUUGAAAGUGCGAAGCUUGAAACAUUAGGCAUUGUCAUCGCAAGUUUAGCUUCGUAUUUUUUGCGCAUAUGUCGUCUAAUUGUGUUCUUAGAAGCGGCGCGACCAUGCCGAUCAUGUCGCCCUCCGGCCCAUCUUUCGCUCAAGCUAAAAGCUAUCCAGUGGGCGUAAAGGGAAUGAGUACCGGAGCUGCAGUCUCGAGAACUUUAAGAUUACACGGAGGUCCGUUUAGAAGUAGAUAUGAUUUGAUAAGUUCAUGCCUGAAGGCUGAAAAUGGAGGAUUUGGACUGGAACCUUUCAGGAUUGGUGAAAAAGAUGGUCUCAUCAUUGUCGACCACGGGUCUAGGCGUAGAGAAUCCAAUCUCAUGCUCAAUGAGUUCGUCGCCAUGUUUCGAGAUAAAACUGGGUACCCAAUUGUGGAGCCUGCUCACAUGGAGCUGGCAGAACCAUCAAUAAAGGAUGCAUUCUGUUCAUGUGUUCUCCAAGGGGUUACUCGGGUAAUUGUCAGCCCAUUCUUUCUCUUUCCUGGGAGACAUUGGCACAAGGAUAUUCCUUCUCUGACAGCUGAAGCUGCAAAGGAGCACCCUGGCGUCUCUUAUAUUAUAACUGCACCUCUCGGCUUGCAUGAGCUACUUGUGGACGUCGUUAAUGACAGGAUCAAACACUGCCUGAGCCAUGUAGAAGGAGAUGCAGAUGAGUGUGAAGUUUGUGCAGGUACAGGCAAAUGCAGAAUCUAUUAAUUUGAUGGUGCAACAUUUUCCCUUCACUGGAAAUAGAAUUGAAAAAAUCUGAGGGAAAUGUUGGAAAAUUGCUGCUCAGCGUGAUUGUCCUCUGAGUUCGAUCCAAGUGCCAGUGAUAUUAUGUGGAAAUCACGUGGUUCUCAGAAUCAAUUGGGUUAAGGCCAUAAAGCAACGAUUAUUCCGGAAUUUUCUGGGAGUACAUGUUCCAGCAUGUGUACUUUACUGCAUGAUCGUCUCUCGUCUCUCGUCUCUGGCCUCAAUAGGGAGUUGUAAUUCAAACUUGUAGAAUGUGUUGUUCAUCAAUUUGACUAGCUCAGGUGUAAUCAUUGCAACAGAGCUAGAUGCAAUUACUUCUGCUAUUUAUGUAGACGAGAGUAUCUGAUGUCAUGGGUUUUCUCCAUUGUAAGAAAAAAUUUUGUGAUUACUGUGUGCCACCUUUGCACAUCAUGUAUUUAUGCCGUCAAACUUAGUCUGUCACUCAGAAUCUUCAGGUUGUGUCUCUCCAUCAACAAGCAAUAAAAUUGCUACAAAGGUCAGAUAAAAGUGAGAAAGCAGCACAACUCACUGUUUAUGACAGUUUGAUGCAUGAUGCAUGGUUGACAACUACGAGAUGUGAUUUCAUUUUGAUUGUAAUGCUAUUACAAGUCACGAAGCAAUGUACAGAUACGAACUGGAGAAGCCUCUCCUUGCAAUAGAAUGCUUGCAUUGUAGCUGGUA